This is a messenger RNA of Phycodurus eques (leafy seadragon), 2022 nucleotides long. Its product is annotated as G2/mitotic-specific cyclin-B2-like. The transcript is spliced from 7 exons. Gene Ontology annotation, biological process: regulation of cyclin-dependent protein serine/threonine kinase activity; mitotic cell cycle phase transition. Gene Ontology annotation, molecular function: cyclin-dependent protein serine/threonine kinase regulator activity. The record is from RefSeq and is a predicted model, not a curated record. Gene Ontology annotation, cellular component: cyclin-dependent protein kinase holoenzyme complex; nucleus; cytoplasm. Lineage: Eukaryota; Metazoa; Chordata; Actinopteri; Syngnathiformes; Syngnathidae.
AUGGGACUGGCGAGUCCCGGUUCAAGAUGGCGGCGCCGUCUGCCUACGUUCAUAUCCCAGCCGAGAAGUUCUCUAGUGGUUAUGUAUAUCUAUAGUCAGGGGCGUUGACCAAUCACAUUUGACGCUGCUCGAUUUGAAUGCUGCUAACGGUCACGGGCAUUUUAGUUUGGUCGAUACAUGCCAACUUGUUCGCUUUUCCUGCUUUAGUAUGCUCUGUCUCUUUCUUUCCUUUGUAUUUGAAGUAGGGUCGUAAGGUAACGCGCGGCUACGUUUGCUUUAUUCCUAUUUUCAGUUUUUCAGCCUGUUCCAGUCGUUAAGCUAUCUCGUCAAAGGUAGAAUCGAAAUGGCACGGAUGGCGAAAGUUGCUCUUGGAGAGAUUACCAACUGUCCUGGUGCAGCGGGCGUCACAAAGAGAAGGGGACAAGGCAAAGUGGCAGGUGCUCAGAAUCCUAAACCAGUCCAGCGGAUGGUUGCGCUCCAGGUUAAAGCACCAGCAGCAGCUAUGUCGAUGGAGGAGGAAGAGGAGGCGCAACUGUGCCAGGCUUUCUCCAAUACACUGCUCCCAGUGGAGGAUGUAGACGAGCAGGAUGCCUACAUGCCCCAGCUCUGCUCUGAAUAUGUGAAGGAUAUCUACACAUAUCUGCACCACCUGGAGGUAGAGCAGGCUGUAUGUGCUAACUACAUGCAGGGUUAUGAUGUUACUGAGCGCAUGCGAGCACUUCUCAUCGACUGGAUGGUCCAGGUUCACGCCAGGUUCCAGCUGCUGCAGGAGACCUUGUAUAGCUCUGUUGCCAUCCUCGAUCGGUUUCUCCAGGUUCAGCCAGUUUCUCGUAGAAAGCUGCAGCUUGUCGGUGUGACUGCAAUGCUGCUUGCCUGCAAGUAUGAGGAGAUGUAUCCUCCAGAGGUGGGAGACUUUGCCUACAUUACGGACAACGCGUUCACCAAGGCUCAGAUUUUGGAGAUGGAGCAGUUGGUUCUGAAGCGCCUCAACUUUCAACUCGGACGUCCCGUUCCGCUACAUUUCCUCAGGAAGAGCUUCAAAAGUGGCUAAUGUGAGAUUUCAGACAUAGAAAGGCAUACACUGGCCAAGUAUCUGAUGGAGUUGACCCUCAUUGACUACCAAAUGGUGCAUUAUCACCCUUCUGAGAUUGCUGCUGCUGCUAUGUGCCUCUCUCAGCUGCUGCUGAAUGGACUAUCUUGGUCAACCACACAGGCAUACUACUCGACGUACGAAGAGGCACACCUGAAGCCCAUCAUGCAGCACAUGGCCAAAAAUGUUGUGAUGGUAAAUAGCGGGAAGACAAAGUUCCAGGCUGUGAGGAACAAGUAUUCAAGCAACAACUUUAUGAUGAUCAGCCUGAUUCCUCAACUCAAGUCACCGCUCAUCAGCAAUAUGGCGGCUGCUCUCAAUGGUCCUUGAACUCUGCAUAUACAUAUAUUUUUUUUAUUGCCUCCACAAUGCACUUUAUUUUAGAUCAUUACUAGGCUGAGACUUCUCUGCUUUUUAAAAAUAUAUAUAUAGAGAGAGAUAUUUUGUAUGACUCAUUCCAAAGAUGGUUAUUGAAAUGAUGCAACUGGAUUCCUGAAAAUCUACGAGCUGCUUUACACCUCUUCCCGGUCCUGGCACAUUUCUAAUCUGUACGCUUGUGGGAGGUUGAUUGUUUCAAGCAACCUCCCUUAAGAUUAUUCUUUUCAAAAUGUUAAUUUAGACAUUUUGUUUGGAAAAAUUUCCCACCAAAACUUAGCCAGGUAGUGACCGUUUGCAUUUUAUUACUUGUCCUUAAUCCCUUGUUUGGUAUCCACAUUGUGACAAAUGUGUAUAUCAUUUGCUGGAAGUCUUUAAUGUUCAACUUCUCAGAUUUUAAAUUCCUUCUAUGUGUUUGGUUCCAUCAGCUACUGUUUGGAACUGAUGGUUUCACUGAAAAAAAUUCUGCAGUUCUUUGAAUAAAGUGAUUUGAGAAAAAAAUUGAAUCAGUUUAUUGGAGUACAAUGAACAUGUUUAUGUAAAAAUGAGUGGGACAG